GUUAGUCGCGGCGUGUCUAAUUACCUUCUUCUCGUUCCUUACCAGACGGCACAUAACAAUAAGCUCGUCUAUGAAUGUGCGCGGUCCAAUAAGACAUGGGAACUGUUCCUCGUCUUGCACCUGAGCACGAGCGUUCUCCCCGCAAACUCAGGAUAGCUAUCCAUUUUUCCUACUCACUGUGCUUGAUGAAAAGUACUACACAUAGGUUAAGAAAUAGAGCUAAAUGUGCGUCGGGACGUCAUGGGAAUUUUUUUCAGAAUGGAACUUACGUCUGAACCGACGUUCUAACGGAACGCGCGAGCAAUUUGACCUCUCGCUCUCACCCGAUUUCUCCUUUUUGUCAAUGCAGCUCAUCCGGAUCCAAUGUCAGACCUUAUUGUUUCGUCCUUGACGAUGCUCCCCCUAAUAUCAGAAUCCCACCUAAUCUAGAAUCAGCCGAGGACAAUUGUAAUCUCUACCAGGGAGAUAUGAAAAGGCUCACUGACCUGACUCACAGAAUUCACGCCCUCUUUUCCCUUUUCCUUUCCACCAGUGCUCUCAUUGCAACAUGGACACUGGUAGUAUAUUUACUGGUGAUGCAGCAGCCUCCGCCCCCUCCAUUGGCCUCAGCUCUCCAGCCCAAAACAUCAUUUUUCGCUUUCGCCGCAAUCCUGUCCCAGAUGUGCCCGAGGAUGUCGCCCUCCUUCACCUCAACGAUCCCAAUUGGGAGCCUCCUUCUUCAUCCUCCUACGUCGACUCAUUUGACCUAGACGAGAAGAAGGACGACCGUGCUUUUUCGAGCGGGUACUCGGAACGAAGCUCCGACAUCGACACCGACUCUCGAACAGGAUCGAUUCAUAAGGGCGCAGCUUCCAGGCUUCAGUUACGUGAAGCUGAGGAGGACUAUGAAGACGAAUCGCCGUACGCUGAGGUUCGCGCGGCCAUCUCGAACACUGACGAUCCUUCUAUGCCCGUUAAUACCUUCCGGAUGUGGUUCAUUGGUAUCAUUAUUACUAUUGUUAUGUCUUCGUUUAACCACGUUAUGUCCCUACGAUGGCCGUCGGUUGGCAUCAGUCCCCUCGUCGUCCAGCUGAUCGCAUUGCCAAUUGGCAAGUUGUUUGAAUGGGUUCUGCCCACCACCAAAUUCAACACUUUGGGCUACCAAUGGUCUUUCAACCCUGGGCCGUUCAACAUCAAGGAGCAUACCGUUAUUACCGUUAUGGCCAACCUCCUCUACAACGACGCUUAUGCAACUCUCAUCACCGCCAUCCAGGAGCUUUUCUACGGCCAAAAGCUUACUUAUGGAUACAGAAUUCUCAUCGUCUUAUCCACCCAAUUGUUCGGGUACACCUAUGCUGGUCUCGUCCGGCAAUUCCUUGUCUGGCCUUCAAGCAUGAUUUGGCCUGGUGCGCUGGUGGAGUGCGCUCUCCUCAAUACACUUCACAAGAACUACGGAAAGUUUGAGCGAAACCACAUGUCUCGCGAGAGGUUCUUCUUCCUCGUCACGAUUGGGGCGUUCGUUUACUACUUCCUCCCGGGUUAUAUCUUCACCGGCUUGAGCAUGUUCACGUGGGCCUGCUGGAUCGCUCCACAGAACCAAACGGUCAACUCCCUCUUCGGUUUCCAGACUGGUUUGGGCAUGGGAUUCUUGACCUUUGAUUGGUCGAUGAUAUCCUAUCUUGCUAGUCCCCUCAUUGCUCCAUGGUGGUCUGAACUUAACGUCUUCGCUGGAUUCUUUAUCUUCAUGUGGGUUCUCACUCCCAUCUUCUACUUCCAGAACGUUUUCUUUGCGAAGUUCAUGCCCAUCUCCGCCGCUUUGGCUUUCGACAACACUGGUAAUCCAUAUGAUGUAUCCGCUAUCAUCACCAACAACACCUUCGAUGAGGAGAAGUACAGGGCAUAUUCGCCUCUGUAUCUUCCCACCACGUUCGCCAUCUCCUAUGGAGCCCAGUUUGCAAGUUUGACUGCCAUCAUCGUUCAUAUCUUCCUUUGGUACCGCAACGACAUCGCUCGUCAGUUCCGCCGGUCAAUCCGUGACGAACGUGAUGUGCACUCCCGUCUCAUGACUGUGUACGCGGAAGUACCACAAUGGUGGUAUGGUAUUCUUGGGGUGAUAGCUCUUGUGUUCGGUCUCGUCGCCAUUGAGAUCUUCGAUACCGACUUACCAAUCUGGGCUUUGGUCGUUGGUAGCGUCGUGGGCUUGCUCUUCCUCAUCCCCGUUGGAAUUAUUCGCGCGGUGACGAACCAGCUGAUAACUAUUAACGUCUUCUCCGAGUUCAUUGGUGGCUACCUACUCAAUAACAAGCCGAUUGCCGUUAUGCUGUUCAAGACUUACAGCUUCGUCCCUGUGUCUAUGUCCCUCACCUUCGUCAGCGACUUGAAGAUCGGCCACUAUAUGAAGAUCCCACCACGAAUCAUGUUUGUUGCUCAAGUUCUUUCCACCGUCAUCGGUUCGUUCUGCGUAGUCAGCACUCAGGACUUGCUGUUCGCCAAUGUUGAGAACAUCUGUACCCCCGAGGCUAAGGGUGGUUUCACCUGCCCCGGUGUCACGACGUUCGCAACUUCCUCGCUCAUUUGGGGAGCCAUUGGACCACAACGGAUGUUCUCUCCAGGCCAAUUGUACAACCCAAUCCUGUGGUUCUUCCUCAUCGGCGCGUUCGCUCCCAUUCCCUUCUAUUUCCUCGCGAGACGGUACCCUCGUGGCAUCUGGCGAUACAUCAACACACCUCUCAUCUUCUGUGCCACCGCCGUCAUGCCACCCGCGUCGGGCAUCAACUUCUCAUCAUGGAUCAUGGUCGCUGCAAUCUUCCAGUGGUUCAUGCGUCGCUAUCACUUCAGGUGGUGGAUGCGCUACAACUACAUCCUUUCCGCUGCCCUCGAUGCUGGUACGAUUCUGAGCGCCAUCAUUAUUUUCUUCUUCCUCUACCUGCCAAAGGGUGGAAUUGAAUUCAACUGGUGGGGGAACACCGUCUGGCAGAAUACAUUCGACGCGAUCGGUAUGCCGGCUUUGACUGUCUCACCUGGCGAUAUCUUCGGCCCUCGAACGUGGUCUUGAAGUGCUCAACACCAUGACAUCUUCGUACUUUCAGGGGUUAUGUGUAUUCUUAUGUGAUGUUCCCGAACGCUUUUUCAUUCACGACGAUUUUAUCUUGCACGCCUCAUUGUAAACGCAUCCACAUCUCUCAUAGCACUGUUGUAAAUCCUUUUUCAAUUUUCCACUUUCUUUCUCCUUUCACUUCUUUUCACUCCUUCCCCCCAACUCGGUGCGAUUGACUUGGCCGCAGUUCUUUUGCUCGAUUUCGUUCAUCUACGAUUUAUUGCCAGUACCUCUUUCUUUCCUCUCACGCAUUGUAAUAGUACACAGAAAAUGCAUGACAUUCAUAGAUACCGCAGCCAUCAUUUCGAUUUC
Molecule: messenger RNA, 3388 nt
Organism: Somion occarium
Lineage: Eukaryota; Fungi; Basidiomycota; Agaricomycetes; Polyporales; Cerrenaceae
Source: the annotation of a GenBank genome assembly